CAGAUUGCAUGAAAACAGGGAUGUUGGGUAUCUAGAUAGAUUCAAGGCUUAUCAGAGUCAUAUGCUCAUAUUAUGAGAAAGACGGUAUUGGGAGUGCCAGUGGAUUAGGUUUCCAGAACUUCAAUGCUCAACCUGAACAUGUAGGGAUUUUUUGGGGAUUUGUCUGCAGUUGGUGAGGAAUUGACAGGCACACCGCUUGUCACUUUUCCUCCCUAACCAUUGAAGCUGUGAUCGAUGGCUUAUGAUUUGGUUUUCAGCUCACAAUAAUGAAGCUUUGUGAACACAUGAUGGAUAUGAGUAGGCCUGAUUACACAGAAACAUUGGAUUCGUCUUAUACCAUGCUUGAGUUUGACAGCCUGAAAGUACUGCCAUCAAAUAGCGAGACUAUUCCAUCAGAAAUAGGUAAUAUGAAUGUGUUGAUGAACAACGGUAUCUCUGCCAUUUGCUCAAUCUGUGGUGAUCGUGCAACAGGGAAACAUUAUGGUGCGUCCAGUUGUGAUGGAUGCAAAGGUUUCUUCAGGAGAAGUGUUCGAAAAAAUCAUGUCUACACAUGCAGGUUUAGCAGGCAGUGUGUGGUUGACAAGGACAAGAGGAACCAGUGCAGAUACUGCAGGCUCAAGAAGUGCUUCAGAGCUGGGAUGAGAAAGGAAGCUGUACAGAAUGAAAGGGACAGAAUCAGCAUUCGCAGGACCAGCUAUGAAGAUAUUGGCUCCCUGUCCAUUGCUACACUGAUCCAAGCAGAAACAAUGGCUAGGCAGAUAUCUGGUUUCAAUCCUGUUCAUCAUGCUGAUAUUGCAAUGAAGAAGAUUGCAACGAUCAAUGAUGUUGGUGAAUCCAUGAAACAGCAACUGCUUGUUUUAGUCGAAUGGGCAAAAUCUAUCCCAGCAUUCUGUGAAUUGCUACUGGAUGACCAGGUUGCAUUGCUUAGAGCUCAUGCAGGGGAGCACUUGCUGCUGGGUCUGGCUAAACGUUCAAUACCUUACAAAGACGUCCUCUUGUUAGGAAAUGAUUACAUCAUUCCCAGGCACUGCCCAGAGUUAGAGAUUAUGCGUGUUGCAAACAGAAUUCUGGAUGAGCUGGUGAAACCAUUUCAUGACCUCCAGAUAGAUGAGAAUGAAUUUGCUUGCCUCAAAGCUGUGGUAUUUUUUGAUCCUGAUUGCAGGGGUGUUAGUGACGCAGCAAAAAUCAAAAAUAUGCGAUUCCAAGUGCAGGUCAACCUGGAGGAUUAUAUCAAUGAUCGUCAGUAUGACUCCCGUGGACGGUUCAGUGAUAUUCUCCUGCUUCUUCCAUCACUGCAGAGCAUCACAUGGCAGAUGAUUGAACAAAUUCAAUUUGCCAGACUCUUCGGAGUGGCAAGAAUUGAUAAUCUUUUACAGGAAAUGCUGUUGGGAGGAUCCACAAACGAAGUAACUCAGUACCCACAUUCUGGACACUCUGGUCUAGUUCACAAUCCUUUAAGUGGCCAUGCAGUGAUUACAACGGGUGUGUCUUCAGCUAUCCAUCAUGUUCAAACCUCAUCACCAGAAACUCCACUUCCGUCGCCGUCUUCUGGUUCAGGAAAUGAAGAAUAUAAACUGCAUCCUGUUGCUCAGAUUCAGACUCCGUCUGCACGUAUGCUGCCUCAAAGCAUCAUUCCCAAGCAGGAAAUAUUGUAAAAUAACAAACCAAUGUAAUCCCACAUUGACCAUGUGUGAAAACAGAGACCAAUUUACAACGGGCACUUCUCCAUACUACAAAUGUCAGUUAAUAUGGAAAGAAACAGAAAGUGUGUUGUGAGUGUGUUUGUAAUGAGAAUGAACAUAAGUAUUCAUACCACCUCAUAUCAUUAAUACUUGUAGAAGUCAUGUGUGGAAAAGUAUCAAAUAUGUUUAUACAUAAUUCAUCUUAAAUUUCCUCUGUACUUAAACCAAGAGACACAUAAUCUAGCAUAAUCAUAGAAUUUUGGGUGUAGAUUAGUUAGGGUCGGAAAUCCAAUGCACUCAAAAUUCCGCAAUUUAUAACAACUGUCUUUCAAAAUCUCCAUCUGAACCAUAAGUCUAUCCAUAAAACCGGGUCUGCCCAUAAAUUAAAAAGGCGAGGUGAGAGUGACUACCGUUGACACUAAGGCAGCAUUCAACCAAAUAUGGAAUCAAGAAGCACUAGCAGAACUAGAGUGAAUGGGAAUCGGGGGACAUUUCAAGGCAGGCUGGAGUUAUGCUUUGCACAAAGAAAGUUGACUGUGAUUGUUAGAAGUCAAUCACUUUGGCCCAAGACAUUGCUGUUUCCUAGACUUAACCAUCUUCUCAUGUUACGUCAAUGAUCUUCCCUCCACAUAAGCUCAGAAUUGGGGGUGUUUGCUCAUGAUUGCACAAUGUUCAGAACAUUUGUGGCUCAUCAGAUACUGAAGCAGUCCAUGUUCAAGUGCAGUAAGAUCUGGACAAUAUCCAGGUUUGGUCUGACAAGAAGCAAGUAACGUUCACACCACUCAAACUUUUGAUUUAAUUUGAUUUAUUAUUGUCACAUGUACCAAGAUACAAUGAAAAGUAUUGUUUUGUGUGCUAUACUGGCAAAUCCUACCUUACAUAAGUCCAUCAGCGUAAUAGAACAGAAUGCAGACUAUGGUAUUCCAGCUACAGAGAAGGUGCAGAGAAAUAUCAACUUCCAUAUAUGGGAGGUUCAAAAGUCUGAUAACAGCAGGGAAGAAGCUGUUCUUGAAUCUGUUGGUAUGUGUUUUCAAGGGAAAGUGCCAGGCAAUGGUCAUUUCCAACAUAAGAGAAUGUAACCAUUCCCAUUGACAUUCAAAUAAAUUGAAACAAAGAUGUUGGAAAUCAGAAACAAAAACAGAAAUUGCUGGAGAGACUCAGCAGCUCCACCAGCAUCUGUGAGGAGAAAGCAGAAUUAACACUUUGGGACCAAUGAUCCUUCUUCAGAAUUGAACAAGGAACGUUAACUCUGCUUUCUCUCCACAUAUGCUGCUGCAACAAUGGAGUUUCUCCAGCUCUUUGGCAUUCAGUUGCAUUACUGCUGCCAAAUCCCCCACUAUCAAUGUCCUGGAGUUCACAUUAACCAGAAACUGAAGUGGAAUAUCCAUUGUUGGGCACAAAAACAGAUCAGAGGUUAGGAAUUCUGCUGGGAGUAACUCACCUCCUGUCUCCUUAAAGCCUGUCCAUGUAUCACAAGACACAAGUCAGGACUUUGAUGGAAUACACCACAAUUGCCUUGAUGUGUGCAGCUCCAAUCACACUCAAAAAGCUUUAUGUCAUCCCAGACAAAGCAGCACACUUAUUUUGCACCCUAACCACAACCUUCGUAUUCACUCCCCAUUGAACAGCAGUGGCAGUAGUGUGUAGUGUAGUAAUUCACCAAGGCUCCAUUGACAGCACCUUCUCAACCCACACCUCAACCACUUAGAAAAGGCAACAGAUGCAUGGGAACACCACCACCUGCAAGUUCUCCUCCAAGUCAUGCAUGAUCCUGACUUGGGGUUUGCAGGCACAAACAUGCAGAUAAGAAAGCUAAUUUGGCUGUUAUUCUUUAUAAUGGCAUGAUUUGAACAUAAAAGUAAAGAGGUUACACCUUAGGGCACUGGAGAAACCACAUCUUGAAUGCUCUGUGCAGUUUUGGUCUGCUUUCUCAUUUAAGGUAAGAUGUAAAUGCUUUGGAGGCAGAUCAUAAGAGAUUUACUAUUGAUUCCUGGAAUGAGCAGGUUGUCUUAUGAUGAGAGGUUGAACAGUUUGGGCUUGUUUCUACUGAAGCUUAGAGGAGUGAAGAAUGACUUGACUGAAGUGUACAAGACCGUGAGCAGUCUUGACAAGGUGGGGAUAGAAAGGAUCUUUUCUCUUGUGCGGGUGUCUCCAAGUUUGAGACACUGUUUUAAAAUUAGGGAUUGCCCUUUCAGGACAGAGAAGAGGAGGAAUUUCUUCUUUCAAAGGUUGAGCAACUUGGAACACAUUGUCUCAGAACACAGUGGAGGUAGGGAAUAUUUUUUAAGACAGAGGUGCUUUUUAGGAAAGGGAGCAACAGUUAUCAGAGCCAGAUGGGAUGUGAAAUCUGAAACACAAACAGAACAGCCAUGAUCUUCUUGAAAUGCAGAACAGCCUUUAAGAGAUGAAUAAUCUACAUUGGCUCCUAUUGCAUAUAUUCACGUAAGCUGCGUCACUGUGUCUUCGAUGUUGCUGGGUCAAUAUUCUAGAACUCCCUCCCUAACAGCACUAUACCUAUAACCCAUGGACUGCAGUUGUUCUAGAAUGCAACUCACCACCACCUUUUCUAGGGCAAUUAGAAAUAGACAACACAGGUAGACAUAGCCAGUAAAUUCCUACAUCCCACAGGUGAAUGAGUAAAACCACAGACAUUAGUUUUCUAUACUUGCAGCAGCUCUGAAGCUCCUUCAAAACUAUGACUGGAUUUUCUGAGCUGUAGCAGAAAACUAAUAUCUUUCUAAAGUUUAAUCACAGUUGUUUGAGAGCCUGAAAGAAAAUAGACAGAGACUGGGUCAUGUUUUGCUUUUUUAUUUGCAUACAUUUUUUAUGAUAUAUUGCAUUGAAAAUGGGAAAGCUUUCCUGAUUGCAGGUUGGUAACCACAUGUGUCUAACGUGCAUAUUUGAUGCCUAAACGAGUUGAAACUUUAAUGUUCAAGUGUGGCAGGAAUCUUAGAACAUAGGAACAGGAGUAGGCCAUUCAGCCCCUUACAAUCUCCAUCACUCUCCUUUAGCCCUGAUUGUUUACAACCAUUUUCAUAUUCAGGCAUGUUCUAAAGGGAUUCACAGAAAAUUUGAGUGUAACUAAAUAUGGCACAAGGGGUACCUUUUUGAGCCUAACUUCUGAAUUGUGCCCAUGGAGUAAGUUCAAGCCCAUUAUAUUGUACUGUUUAACAAAAGUAAAAUUGAGAAUCUCUAUAAAAUGUUUGGAAAGAAUUUCGUGCAUCAUGCCACUGACUUUGUUGAGUAAUCAAAGAUCUGCAGCAUUUUAGACAAUUUAUGUCUCAUCAUUGAAAUGUUCCACUGAUUUAUUAAAUAAAACAAAAAUAAAAACAAAAUUGUAGAUAAAUCAUGUGGUAUUAUAGCACUGCAUUUCAGAACACAUUACCUGUAGUUAAUAAUUUCAUUAAGGGCUUCCUUAGGUUUUCUGGAUGGCUCAGCUGCUUAGAGGUGCAAACAUCAUAAUCACACACACCAGGAACACCUUAGGAUCAAAUUACCUUGUUUCACUAACUUGUUAGUUUCACAAGUUGGCUGUGUUGCAAACUCUUGGACAGUGAAGAACACUUUUGUAUCUUUAACCCAGCAAGAAGUCAAUGUACAGGAGAUGAAUAGAGACAAGAGGGCAGUGAAAGAAGGUACAGAAUUGA
Molecule: messenger RNA, 5329 nt
Organism: Stegostoma tigrinum
Lineage: Eukaryota; Metazoa; Chordata; Chondrichthyes; Orectolobiformes; Stegostomatidae
Product: hepatocyte nuclear factor 4-beta-like
Exons: 10
Coding region: 267-1655 (462 amino acids)
Biological process (GO): anatomical structure development; positive regulation of transcription by RNA polymerase II; cell differentiation
Cellular component (GO): nucleus
Molecular function (GO): nuclear receptor activity; nuclear steroid receptor activity; RNA polymerase II cis-regulatory region sequence-specific DNA binding
Source: RefSeq, a predicted model, not a curated record